AUGACGCAGUUCUUUUCCAAGUGGUGAGCACGUAGUGCCAACUCAAUAUUUUUGUUCCGGUGCUCUCGGGUUAAUUAAAUCGCUGCGUGCCGCUAUCAAUGCGUUGCUUAUCAGCAGCCGAACAAAACGCUAUAAACGGAAUACGGUUAUUAUUUAUCUCGGCCCGAUGUUAACUUGCCAACUCCGACUAUUUUGGCUCUGGCAGUUGGCUCCGGCACGUAGACCCACAUAGAACUACGACCAGAAAGGUAACCCACGAUGCGCUCUUCGAAGUGGCUGCUUCCGGUGAGGGUGCUGCUCACCUACCAGGUGCUGCUCCUACUCCUCCGCCAGGCGAAAGGCGAGGAGAGCCACUGCACCUCGGUGGCAGGAAUGGUCAAGCUGCUCGACUUGGAGGCGCAGCUGAUCGACAACCUAGAGGAUUACGCAGUCGAGCUGGAGAAGAAACUGCAGACCGUAAGAAGGAGCAUAACAAGUCUGCGUUUGGAAAAUGACAAAGCCCGCGGUUCCACGGAGGACUACCUAUCCAAUCCCCUGAACUCAUUUUCCCUCAUUCGGCGCAUGAACCGCGACUGGAUUAUUUGGCAACUCUACCUGGACGAUCCCGUGGGUCUUUCCCAGGUGGAGCGAAUUCAGGAGUUGAGGGAACACAUGCCCACCCACACGGAUGUGGAGGAGGCUGUGACCGCCUUGGAUCGCAUUCAAAGCACCUAUGGCCUUAAAGUGCCGGAAAUCGCCCAUGGACUCCUCAAUGGCAAACAUUACAAUGUGAGUCUCACUGUAUUGGAUACCUAUGCCAUGGGCCAAAUCCUAUUUGACCAGAAAAACUAUAUGGCUGCUGCUAGCUGGAUCUAUCAGUCUGUUGUAUUGAUGGAGGCGUUUUCCCUGGCUGCUCCGCUUGAGAUUUCCAAAAAUGAAGUGCGGAUGGUCUAUGCUGAAACUCUGUUAAAGCUGAACCAGCUCGCCGAUGCCCUGAAAGUUGUCAACAUUGCUCUGACUGAUAACCCACAAGAUAUUAAACUGUUGCUGAAGAAGUCGGAAAUCGAAACGAUGAUAAGAACGGGCACCAACAAUGCGCCUCCGGUGAAGGCUCAGGCAACAGUCGGGCCAACUGCCUACCAGAUGGGCUGUCGAGGUCAGUUCCCGCCGUCCGCGGAUAGCAAGCUUUACUGUCUGUACAACAGAACCACUUCGCCCUUUUUGAUCCUUGCUCCGCUCAAGAUGGAACUGGUUGGCCUGGACCCUUACAUGGUGCUCUACCACGAUGUGCUCUCACCGAAGGAAAUCACAGAGCUCCAAGGUAUGGCCACUCCAGGUCUCAAAAGGGCCACCGUCUAUCAGGCCUCCUCCGGUCGGAACGAGGUGGUGAAAACCAGGACCUCCAAAGUGGCAUGGUUUCCCGAUGGCUAUAACCCCCUCACUGUUCGACUUAAUGCCCGCAUCUCCGAUAUGACCGGGUUCAAUCUCUAUGGCUCCGAGAUGCUGCAGCUGAUGAACUACGGCUUGGGAGGCCACUACGACCAGCACUACGACUUCUUCAACAAGACUAACUCCAACAUGACUGCCAUGAGUGGCGAUCGCAUUGCGACAGUACUCUUCUACCUAACGGAUGUAGAACAAGGUGGAGCCACCGUGUUUCCAAACAUUAGAAAGGCCGUCUUCCCACAACGCGGAUCUGUGGUAAUGUGGUACAAUCUCAGGGACAACGGUCAAAUUGAUACUCAAACUCUUCAUGCCGCUUGCCCCGUUAUAGUGGGUUCCAAAUGGGUGUGCAACAAGUGGAUUCGAGAGCGCGAACAGAUAUUCAGCAGACCUUGCCUCAAAAAGCGAAUGUGAUUCUCAGCGAACUGUUUUCAGACAAGUGAUACUAUACGACCACAAUGAAACUCAAUAAAGUCAAAUUAAAAUCGAUAA
Molecule: messenger RNA, 1914 nt
Organism: Drosophila simulans
Lineage: Eukaryota; Metazoa; Arthropoda; Insecta; Diptera; Drosophilidae
Product: prolyl 4-hydroxylase subunit alpha-2
Exons: 8
Coding region: 259-1836 (525 amino acids)
Biological process (GO): peptidyl-proline hydroxylation to 4-hydroxy-L-proline
Cellular component (GO): endoplasmic reticulum
Molecular function (GO): L-ascorbic acid binding; protein binding; iron ion binding
Source: RefSeq, a predicted model, not a curated record